Messenger RNA from Amblyraja radiata (thorny skate), 629 nucleotides. It is a transcript of the gene snrpf, whose product is annotated as small nuclear ribonucleoprotein polypeptide F. Lineage: Eukaryota; Metazoa; Chordata; Chondrichthyes; Rajiformes; Rajidae. Gene Ontology annotation, biological process: spliceosomal snRNP assembly; mRNA splicing, via spliceosome. Bases 121 to 381 code for a protein of 86 amino acids. The transcript is spliced from 4 exons. The record is from RefSeq and is a predicted model, not a curated record. Gene Ontology annotation, molecular function: RNA binding. Gene Ontology annotation, cellular component: catalytic step 2 spliceosome; U1 snRNP; pICln-Sm protein complex.
UGAGGGGUGAGAGUGCGCGCUUUCCCGGCAGCCCUCGCUCCCGCUCGUUGGUUGGCGCGUGGUUCUUGUCUCCAGCGAGUGAGCGACUGAAGAGGCGCCGCCGCCGCCGCCAUUAUCAUCAUGAGUUUACCUUUGAAUCCAAAGCCCUUCCUCAACGGGUUGACUGGCAAACCGGUGAUGGUGAAGCUGAAGUGGGGCAUGGAGUACAAGGGCUACCUGGUGUCAGUUGACGGAUACAUGAACAUGCAGCUGGCCAAUACAGAAGAAUAUAUCGAUGGAGCUCUAGCGGGUCAUCUUGGAGAAGUACUUAUAAGGUGUAACAAUGUAUUGUACAUCAGAGGAGUUGAAGAGGAAGAAGAAGAUGGAGAAAUGAGAGAGUGAUUUUCUUUAUUUUUUUUAAAAUAACUAUGUGUACAUCUUUUGAAUGUUUUUUUUAUAUUGAGCGAUAAAAAAAUUCAAUUUGCAGUGCCCCUUAGUAUGUCUGUUAUUAUGAUGCAAAAUGUAUUUUCCUCAAUUAUACGGGGCAAACUAAUUUAAUUGUAUGUGCGUGUCUCUUUUUGGAUUCCAUGUUAAAACAUGAAUGCUGGUGGGCAUUGAACCAAUAAAGAAAAAAUUCUUUAUCUUUGCAA